UUGUCCAGUCAGAAAUGUAAACUGCACUACAUUAGCCACUUUCAAAAUUGCAUACCUGGCUGGGAAAGGGCCACGGACAACAGCUACACGGUGGCGGCGACUGUGCAGUUAAGCGAGGGGUAUGAAGACGAUGCAAUGGGCUGCUAGAGCCGAACACCUAGGCGGGAUACCCCGCAAGAUGAUGUUCUUGGCGGUGGGAGCAUUCUCCAAAGCGGUGUCUAAUCUGUUCAACAACACUACCGUGCACAACGCCGACACCCUCCUCCGUCUUGUCCGAUCCCGCCCACCCGGUGUCCCUCUCCUUACCAUCAGUAAUCACAUGUCCACGUUGGAUGAUCCAGUAAUGUGGGGGUUCAAGGGUUUCCCUGUAACAGAUGCAAAAUUGGGAAGAUGGGUUCUAGCAGCGGAAGAUAUAUGCUUUAAAAAUAUGGCGCUUUCAUAUUUUUUCAGGCUUGGGAAAUGUAUUCCUAUAACAAGGGGAGGUGGAAUCUAUCAAGAGCACAUGAACGAGGCCCUUGAUCGCUUGAGUGAUGGAGCUUGGUUGCAUACAUUUCCAGAGGGGAAGGUGUGUCAGGAAGAUGCACCAAUAAGACGGUUGAAAUGGGGAACUGCCAGUCUCAUUUCUCGUGCCCCUGUGACGCCAAUAGUUCUGCCAAUUGUUCAUCAUGGUUUUGAAAAGGUCAUGCCCGAGAAAUAUAUGUUUGGUAGAAGGCCUCCUUUUCCAUUGUGUAAUAGGGAUAUUAGAAUAGUGAUUGGUGAACCAAUGGAAUUUAACAUUCCCAAAUUGAAGAAGAUGGCUGUAGACAUGUCUAAUGAUGUAUCAUUUAGCCCUGCCGGUUGGCCGAGGACCUGUGGAUUGGAUGAGGCAGCACAAAGAUGUCUUUAUACGAAUAUAUCAAACCAAAUACGAACAGCCAUGGAAAGAUUGCGGAAAAUUUGCAAAUGUUGUCAGGAGAUGAAGGAUUAAGGCUCGAUGAUUUUGGAAAUAUCAAAGGGAUAUUGCAGGUUUAUUAGUUUUGAAGCAUUUUUUCUCAUUGGGGGGCGUUUAAGAUUUUGGAAUUAGAGGAUUUUGACGAAGUUGAGAGCCGAAGGCUUUCUUUUUCUGUACGGCUUAUAUCGAGUUAGUGCAUUUGAACUCGUAAAUAGGUCUUUCGUGUUCUCAUUUUUCUCCCUCGUUUCUUCGCUUUCUUUGUCUUGUCCGAAGAGUUCUAUGCAUGGAGUUUGCACACUAACCAUUGUGGUGGAAAGGAAAAUUAAGUAUAGCUUUGGAACAUCUUUCAUUACAUACAUUUCUUGGAGUCGGUUUCUAUUGCAAUGAUUCCAUUUUUA
Olea europaea var. sylvestris is the source of this 1329-nucleotide messenger RNA. RefSeq names its product N-acylphosphatidylethanolamine synthase. Bases 122 to 967 code for a protein of 281 amino acids. Gene Ontology annotation, biological process: phospholipid metabolic process. Lineage: Eukaryota; Viridiplantae; Streptophyta; Magnoliopsida; Lamiales; Oleaceae. The record is from RefSeq and is a predicted model, not a curated record. The transcript has 5 exons.